CGGCAGCGGGGCCCGCGCCGGCCUGGCCCCGCCCCUCGCUGAGGGGGCCUGAGGGGACCCCGCUGAGGCGGCUCAAUGGAGCAGAGCAGCAGACAAUUAUGGAGAGUUCUUCUGGGUAAAUCAUCUUUAAGAGAACCAGCACAGAUUGAGUCAGAGUUGAACAACCACUUGCAGAGAUUGUCAGAGGGACUUUCAUACUAUAAGCCUCCAAGCACAUCUUCAGCAGAAAAAGUAAAAGCUGAUAAAAGUGUAAAUGCUCCACUGAAAGAGCUGGGCCUGAGAGCCAGCAAGUUUUUGGGUCUGGAUGAAGAGCAGAGUGUGCGUUUGUUACAGUGUUAUCUCCAAGAAGAUUAUAGAGGAACAAGGGACUCCCUGCCGACAGUUUCUCAGGAUGAAAGGCAGAGUCAGGCUCUGAUGCUGAAGCUUGCUGACUAUUACUAUGACGAGAGGAUCUGCAUCCUGCGCUGUGUCCUCCAACUACUCACUUAUUUUCAGGACGAGAGGCACCCUUACAUGGCUCAAUACUUCCAGUGUGUUGAAAAGUUGGACAAGGAACUAGUUCCUAAUUACUGGAAACAGUUUGAAGCACUGUACAAAGCAGAAGCUCCUACAUGGGAAACACAUGGAAAUCUCAUGACAGAACGCCAGGUUUCCCGUUGGUUUGUGCAAUGCCUCCGUGAACAGGCCAUGCUCCUGGAAGUCAUCUUCCUCUACCAUGCAUACUUUGAGAUGUCACCUGAUGAUCUUCUGGCAUUUGCAAAGAAGUUCAAAGAACAGGGAUUUGGCACUAGACAAACCAACAGACAUUUGGUAGAUGAGAGCAUGGAUCACCUGGUGGAUCGCAUUGGCUACUUUAGUGCUCUUAUUCUUGUGGAAGGCAUGGAAAUCGACUCCCUCCAUAAGCGUGCUUUGGAUGGCAGGACUGACAGGCACAAAUUAGCCAAUAAGAGCAUCCACCAGGAGAUGGACAAUCAACUGCUGCAGUUAGGAGAUGUCUCGCAUCAUGCUCCCGUGCUUUUGGCCUGGGCCCUGCUCCGUCACACUGUAAACCCAGAGGAGUCAACAAACGUUAUCAGAAGAAUGGGCAGCACUGCCAUCCAGCUGAAUGUUUUCCAGUAUCUGACAAAGCUGCUGCGAUCGCUGAACAGUGGGGGGAAGAAUUGUGCUACCAGCACUGCUUGCUUGUGUAUUUAUGGACUUACUUCCUUUGUCCUGACAUCACUGGAAUUGCAUACAUUGGGCAAUCAGCAGGAUAUAAUUGAUGUUGCAUGUGAAGUUCUGACAGUUGCCAGUAUUCCUCAGCUAUUCUGGAAGACGGAACCUACUGCAGGUCUGGGUAUUAUCCUGGACAGUGUGUGUGGAUUGUUUCCCAAUCAGCUUACUCCUCUCCUUCAGCUGCUCCAAGCCCUCGUGUCUGAUAAAUCUACUGCAAAAAAGGUGUACAGCUUCCUGGAUAAAAUGUCCUUCUACAUGGAACAGUACAAGCAUAAACCUCCGGAUGUGAUCUCUCAUGAAGAUGGCACACUUUGGCGCAGACAGACUCCAAAGCUCCUCUAUCCUCUUGGACUAGGUCAAACAAACCUGCGGAUACCUCAGGGAACGGUGGGCCAGGUGGCGCUGGAUGAUAGGGCUUAUGUGGUACGAUGGGAGUAUUCCUACAGUAGCUGGACACUGUUUACCUGUGAGAUUGAGAUGCUGCUUCAUGUUGUAUCGACAGCAGAUGUGAUUCAGCAUUGCCAGAGGGUCAAGCCAAUAAUUGACCUGGUUCAUAAAGUCAUCAGCACUGAUGUAUCAAUAGCAGAUUGCCUUCUGCCCAUCACAUCACGGAUUUACAUGCUCCUGCAGAGGCUAACAACUGUCAUCUCUCCCCCUGUGGAUGUUAUUGCUUCUUGUGUCAAUUGUUUGUCAGUACUGGCUGCUCGGAUGCCAGCCAAGGUCUGGACUGACCUUCACCAUACGGGUUUCUUGCCGUUUGUUGCCAACCCAGUGUCCAGUAUGAAUCACGUUAUUAGUGCAGAGGGAAUGAAUGCUGGGGGCUAUGGAAACCUUCUGAUGAGCAUAGAACAGCCUCAGGGCGAGUACAAUGUUACCAUCUCCUUCCUGAACCUGAUAACAACUCUUGUCCGGGGACAACUUGGUAGCACUCAGAGCCAAGGACUCGUGCCCUGCAUUGUGUUUGUCCUGAAGGAGAUGUUACCAAAUUACCACAAAUGGCGUUACAACUCUCAUGGAGUGAGGGAGAAAAUUGGGUGCCUGAUUCUGCAGUUGAUCCAUGCUAUACUGAAUUUGUGCCCUGAAAUGGAUCCUCGCAGUAGCAAUGCCCCCAGCCUUCAGUCCCUGUGCAUCUUCAGCCUGGCCAACACUGAAGCAGGGCAAGCUGUCAUUAACAUCAUGGGAAUUGGUGUGGACACUAUUGAUAUGGUAAUGACCUCCCAGUGUAACAGUGAUGAGUCGCAAGGCCACGGUCAACUGCUCAUCCAAACAGUUAAACUGGCGUUCUCAGUCACCAAUAAUGUCAUCAGGUUGAAACCCCCCUCUAGCGUGGUAUCUCCAUUAGAACAGGCGCUUACUCAGCACGGUGCUCAUGGAAACAAUCUUAUUGCGGUCUUGGCCAAAUACAUCUACCACAGGCAUGACCCUGCGCUUCCACGCCUGGCCAUCCAACUGCUCAAACGACUGGCUACGGUUGCUCCCAUGUCUGUUUAUGCCUGCCUUGGUAGUGAUGCUGCUGCCAUCCGUGAUGCCUUCCUCAUCCACCUGCAGAGCAAGAUGGAGGACAUGCGUAUUAAGGUCAUGAUACUGGAGUUCCUCACAGUUGCAGUGGAGACACAGCCUGGGCUCAUCGAGCUCUUCCUGAACUUGGAAGUGAAGGAUGGCAGUGAUGGGUCAAAGGAAUUCAGCUUAGGGGAGUGGAGUUGCCUCCAAGUAGUGUUACAGCUGAUAGAUACCAAACAACAGGAGAGGUACUGGUGCCCUCCCCUCUUGCACCGUGCUGCCAUUGCCUUCCUGCAUGCUCUGUGGCAAGACCGUCGCGAUAGCGCCAUGCUGGUGCUGAGGACAAAGCCAAAGUUUUGGGAAAAUUUGACUAAUCCCCUCUUUGGGACCCUCCCUCCGCCUUCAGAAUCAUCAGAGCUCAGUGUCUUGGAUACCUGUGCCUUAAUCAUGAAAAUCAUCUGUUUGGAGAUCUACUAUGUUGUCAAGGGCUCACUGGAUCAGUCCCUGAAGGACACACUGAAGAACUUCUCCACCAAAAAGCGCUUCACCUACUGGUCAGAGUAUGUGAAGUUACUGGCAGAUCAUGUGGCAGAGACAGAGGGCAGCAGCUGUGCCUUCAUAACAGAGUAUCAGAUGCUCAUCUCAGCCUGGCGGAUGCUGCUCAUCAUCUCCACGAGCCACGCAGAUAUAAUGCACCUGACUGAUUCUGCAGUUCAUCAGCAGUUGUUUCUGGAUGUGCUAAAUGGCACCAGAGUUUUGCUCCUAGUUCCCAUGUCAGUAUCCUGUCUGCAGCUGGGGUCUAUGCUAUGUACCCUUCUUCUGAUCCUGCUCAAACAGUGGAAGAGCGAGCUGGGAUCUGUGGAUAGCAUCAUAAACUCCUUGACGCAGAUUCUGGAGGGGGUGCUCCAGGCAGAUCAGCAGAUGAUGGAGAAAACCAAAGCCAAAGUGUUCUCAGCUCUUAUCACUGUUCUGCAAAUGAAGGAGAUGAAAGUGAACGAGAUCCCUCAGUACUCCCAGCUGGUGCUGAGUGUGUGUGAAACACUCCAAGAUGAGGUCAUUGCGCUCUUCGAUCAGACUCGACACAGCCUGACCUUGGGAGAUGCCACGGAUGACAAGGACAGCAUGGAAACAGAUGACUCUUCUCGAGUUAAACACAAAGACCAGCGGGAUGGGCAGGUGUGUGUUCUGGGUCUGCAUCUGGCUAAAGAGCUCUGUGAGGUUGAUGAAGAUGGAGACUACUGGCUGCAGAUUACUAGGAAGGUCCCUGUGCUUCCCACUAUCUUUGCCGCAUUGGAGAUCAGCCUGAGAGUGAAACAAAACCUGCACUUCACAGAGGCCUCAUUACAUUUACUGCUGGCCUUAGCAAGGACUCAACAGGGAGCAGCAGCUGUGGCUGGAGCUGGUGUCACACAGAGUGUCUGCCUGCCCCUGCUUAGCGUGUACCAGCUCAGCACUAAUGGAGCCAUUCAGACGUCUGCUUCAUCACGCAAGUCUCUGGAUGCCCCCUCCUGGCCUGGGGUCUAUCGUCUCUCCAUGUCACUGAUGGAACGCCUCCUUAAAACACUCAGAUACAACUUCCUGACGGAAGCACUGGACUUCGUUGGUGUCCAUCAAGAGAGGAUUCUUCAGUGCCUCAAUGCAGUGCGGACAGUGCAGAGCUUGGCCUGCCUGGAAGAGGCUGAUCACACUGUUGGCUUCAUUCUUCAGCUCUCAAAUUUCACAAAGGAAUGGCAUUUCCACCUGCCACAGCUUAUGAAGGACAUGCAGGUGAAUCUGUGUUACCUGUGCCAAGCCUGUACCUCCCUCCUGCACAGCCGCAAAAUGCUCCAGCACUACCUGCAGACAAAAAAUGGUGAUUCCCUUCCAGCAAGUGUGACCCCACGAGUGCAGCGAAACCCCCAAGCCCCCUCCAAACACCCGAGCCCUGAGUCAGAGGCAGCAGAGCAGAAAGCACUGCUUACAGUGCAGUACAGCCUCUUGAAGAUCCUCAGCAAGUGUCUUGCUGCCCUGCGCCAUUUCACCCCUGAUGUCUGCCAGAUCCUCCUUGACCAGUCGCUGGACCUUGCUGAGUACAACGUGCUCUUCGUUUUGAGUUUCACCACACCAGCCUUUGAUUCCGAUGUUGCACCUUCCUUUGGGACCCUCCUUGCCACAGUCAAUGUGGCCCUUAACAUGCUGGGAGAGCUGGAUAAGAAGAAGGAACCUUUCCCUCAGGCUGCAGGGCUGAAUAUGCAAGAGGGAACCAAAACCCUCAAGUCUCUGCUCAUGUUUACAAUGGAGAACUGUUUCUACCUGCUCAUCUCCCAGGCUGUUCGGUACUUGAGAGACCCGGCGGUGCAUCCCCGUGAUAAGCAGCGCAUGAAACAGGAGCUCAGCUCUGAGCUGAGUACUCUGCUCUCCAGCCUGUCCCGUUACUUCCGCCGGGGUGGUCCCUCUUCCCCUGCCAGCGGGGUCCUACCCUCUCCCCAAGGGAAAUCCUCCUCCAAGCUGGGUCCUGAAGGGCAGGAGCCUUUGAUUCAGCUCGUGCAGGCCUUCGUCCGCCACGUGCAGAGAUAGAUGCGAUCCUGCCCCCGCCUCCCUCCUCAGGACUUGCAGCAGAACGAUUCACAUCCACUACAGACGGCAGCACCUUCGGCAGAGAGCUCGGAACAAGGGCUGGGCGAGGGAGGGAGGCCUGGUGUGGGCAGGGCUGGAACCAGAGCUGUAACAUCACAGCGAGAUCCCGUUGAGCUCUUGCGACCCAGCAGCAGAGUGAAUGUAAGGAAAGCCAAGAGCUUUUGGGGGUCAGGAUGCGCGCAGCCUGCCCGCUCCAGCUGCUGAGCUGGGGGCAAGGGCUGAGCAGUCAAAACCUUUAUUUUUAUAGCUUGCACCUCAGCUGGGAAGGUUGGGGCUGGAUGGGGAGAGGAGGCGAACUCUCUGCUGGGCAUUAGCUGUGCUCUUAACACAAGGUGCAGCCUGCCUCUCCCAGCCAGAGCCCGGCUGAGGCACAGCCAAGGGAUCAGCCAGCAAUUCAGAGACCAUCUUUCUACUGCUAUUUUUGUACUGAGUGGUUCAAGGCAGGAUGGUGUAUGUGUGCUCACGCCUUCCCUUCCCCCUGCAGGCUGUGUGUUGCGUGUGUUUCUGAAGAGCAAGGCCUCACUCGAAGUUUUUAAGGCACAAUUCCAUUGCUCCAGUCUUGCAGUUUUUUGUAACUGUGCCCUAUUUAUACUGAUAUUAAAACGUUUAUAGACAGCA
Molecule: messenger RNA, 5949 nt
Organism: Pezoporus flaviventris
Lineage: Eukaryota; Metazoa; Chordata; Aves; Psittaciformes; Psittacidae
Gene: NUP188
Product: nucleoporin 188
Exons: 44
Coding region: 76-5271 (1731 amino acids)
Biological process (GO): protein import into nucleus; RNA export from nucleus
Cellular component (GO): nuclear pore inner ring
Molecular function (GO): structural constituent of nuclear pore
Source: RefSeq, a predicted model, not a curated record